Messenger RNA from Caenorhabditis auriculariae, 3541 nucleotides. The record is from the annotation of a GenBank genome assembly. NCBI's taxonomy places the organism in Eukaryota, Metazoa, Nematoda, Chromadorea, Rhabditida, Rhabditidae.
AUGGAGAAAGAGCUCAGCGAAGACAGAUCCAGCGCCACUUCCAACGCAGAUCAGUUCGAAGAAGGGUCUUUCGACGACGUCACUGCCAUUUCCGAUCAGGAAGUCGUCAGUCAAGCACCCUUCGAAGUGGAAGACAGUUCCGAACUACCACAGCCGAGCACAGAAUUCGCUCAGCCAGUUCUUUCGAAACAGGAACUGGACCACAUCGCGUACAUCACGAGCCUAGCCGAAAGAUCAUCUUUCGAAGCUCCAGAACGACCUCCACUGCCUAGAAGAAUGGCUUCAGAACAACAAGAAAUGGAGAAAGAGCUCAGCGAAGACAGAUCCAGCGCCACUUCCAACGCAGAUCAGUUCGAAGAAGGGUCUUUCGACGACGUCACUGCCAUUUCCGAUCAGGAAGUCGUCAGUCAAGCACCCUUCGAAGUGGAAGACAGUUCCGAACUACCACAGCCGAGAACAGAAUUCGCUCAGCCAGUUCUUUCGAAACAGGAACUGGACCACAUCGCGUACAUCACGAGCCUAGCCGAAAGAUCAUCUUUCGAAGCUCCAGAACGACCUCCACUGCCUAGAAGAAUGGCUUUCAGAACAACAAGAAAUGGAGAAAAGAGCUCAGCGAAGACAGAUCCAGCGCCACUUCCAACGCAGAUCAGUUCGAAGAAGGGUCUUUCGACGACGUCACUGCCAUUUCCGAUCAGGAAUUCGUCAGUCAAGCACCCUUCGAAGUGGAAGACAGUUCCGAACUACCACAGCCGAGAACAGAAUUCGCUCAGCCAGUUCUUUCGAAACACGAACUGGACCGCAUCGCCUACAUCACGAGUCUAGCCGAGCAAUCAUCUUUCCAAGCUCCAGAACGGCCUCCACUGCCUAGAAGAAUGACUUUAGAACAACAUGAAAUGGAGAAAGAGCUCAGCGAAGACAGGUCCAGCGCUACUUCCGAUGCAGAUCAGUUCGAAGAGCGCUCUUUCGAUGACGACACUGCCAUUUCCGAUCAGGAUGUCGUCAGUCAAGCACCCUUCGAAGUGGAAGACAGUUCCGAACUACCACAGCCGAGAACAGAAUUCGCUCAGCCAGUUCUUUCGAAACAGGAACUGGACCACAUCGCCUACAUCACGAGCCUAGCCGAAAGAUCAUCUUUCGAAGCUCCAGAACGGCCUCCACUGCCUAGAAGAAUGACUUUAGAACAACAUGAAAUGGAGAAAGAGCUUAGCGAAGACAGGUCCAGCGCUACUUCCGAUGCAGAUCAGUUCGAAGAGCGCUCUUUCGACGACGUCACUGCCAUUUCCGAUCAGGAUGUCGUCAGUAAAGCACCCUUCGAAGUGGAAGACAGUUCCGAACUACCACAGCCGAGCACAGAAUUCGCUCAGCCAGUUCUUUCGAAACAGGAACUGGACCACAUCGCGUACAUCACGAGCCUAGUCGAAAGAUCAUCUUUCGAAGCUCCAGAACGACCUCCACUGCCUAGAAGAAUGGCUUCAGAACAACAAGAAAUGGAGAAAGAGCUCAGCGAAGACAGAUCCAGCGCCACUUCCAACGCAGAUCAGUUCGAAGAAGGGUCUUUCGACGACUUCACUGCCAUUUCUGACCAAGAAGUCGUCAGUCACGCGCCCUACGAAGUGGAAGAGAGCUCCGAACUACCACAACCGAGUUCAGAGUUCGCUCAGCCAGUUCUUUCGAAACACGAACUGGACCGCAUCGCCUACAUCACGAGUCUAGCCGAGCAAUCAUCUUUCCAAGCUCCAGAACGGCCUCCCCUGCCUAGAAGAAUGGCUUCAGAACAAUUUGAAAUGGAGAAAGAGCUCAGCGAAGACAGAUCCAGCGCCACUUCCAACGCAGAUCAGUUCGAAGAAGGGUCUUUCGACGACGUCACUGCCAUUUCCGAUCAGGAAUUCGUCAGUCAAGCACCCUUCGAAGUGGAAGACAGUUCCGAACUACCACAGCCGAGAACAGAAUUCGCUCAGCCACUUCUUUCGAAACAGGAACUGGACCACAUCGCCUACAUCACGAGCCUAGCCGAAAGAUCAUCUUUCGAAGCUCCAGAACGACCUCCACUGCCUAGAAGAAUGGCUUCAGAACAACAAGAAAUGGAGAAAGAGCUCAGCGAAGACAGAUCCAGCGCCACUUCCAACGCAGAUCAGUUCGAAGAAGGGUCUUUCGACGACGUCACUGCCAUUUCCGAUCAGGAAGUCGUCAGUCAAGCACCCUUCGAAGUGGAAGACAGUUCCGAACUACCACAGCCGAGAACAGAAUUCGCUCAGCCAGUUCUUUCGAAACAGGAACUGGACCACAUCGCGUACAUCACGAGCCUAGCCGAAAGAUCAUCUUUCGAAGCUCCAGAACGACCUCCACUGCCUAGAAGAAUGGCUUCAGAACAACAAGAAAUGGAGAACGAGCUCAGCGAAGACAGAUCCAGCGCCACUUCCAACGCAGAUCAGUUCGAAGAAGGGUCUUUCGACGACUUCACUGCCAUUUCUGACCAAGAAGUCGUCAGUCACGCGCCCUACGAAGUGGAAGACAGUUCCGAACUACCACAACCGAGUUCAGAGUUCGCUCAGCCAGUUCUUUCGAAACACGAACUGGACCGCAUCGCCUACAUCACGAGUCUAGCCGAGCAAUCAUCUUUCCAAGCUCCAGAACGGCCUCCCCUGCCUAGAAGAAUGGCUUCAGAACAAUUUGAAAUGGAGAAAGAGCUCAGCGAAGACAGAUCCAGCGCCACUUCCAACGCAGAUCAGUUCGAAGAAGGGUCUUUCGACGACGUCACUGCCAUUUCCGAUCAGGAAUUCGUCAGUCAAGCACCCUUCGAAGUGGAAGACAGUUCCGAACUACCACAGCCGAGAACAGAAUUCGCUCAGCCACUUCUUUCGAAACAGGAACUGGACCACAUCGCCUACAUCACGAGCCUAGCCGAAAGAUCAUCUUUCGAAGCUCCAGAACGGCCUCCACUGCCUAGAAGAAUGACUUUAGAACAACAUGAAAUGGAGAAAGAGCUCAGCGAAGACAGGUCCAGCGCUACUUCCGAUGCAGAUCAGUUCGAAGAGCGCUCUUUCGACGACGUCACUGCCAUUUCCGAUCAGGAAGUCGUCAGUCAAGCACCCUUCGAAGUGGAAGACAGUUCCGAACUACCACAGCCGAGAACAGAAUUCGCUCAGCCAGUUCUUUCGAAACAGGAACUGGACCACAUCGCGUACAUCACGAGCCUAGCCGAAAGAUCAUCUUUCGAAGCUCCAGAACGACCUCCACUGCCUAGAAGAAUGGCUUCAGAACAACAAGAAAUGGAGAAAGAGCUCAGCGAAGACAGAUCCAGCGCCACUUCCAACGCAGAUCAGUUCGAAGAAGGGUCUUUCGACGACGUCACUGCCAUUUCCGAUCAGGAAGUCGUCAGUCAAGCACCCUUCGAAGUGGAAGACAGUUCCGAACUACCACAGCCGAGAACAGAAUUCGCUCAGCCAGUUCUUUCGAAACAGGAACUGGACCACAUCGCGUACAUCACGAGCCUAGCCGAAAGAUCAUCUUUCGAAGCUCCAGAACGACCUCCACUGCCUAG